ACUCUUGCUUUAAGAUCUGGAGAGCGAAUUAGUGGGAAAUUAACGCGGGGGGAGGGGGGCGUGGCCUGGGGCCCGCCCGCGCUGGGAAGACUCUUGCCCGCGCGAUCUGCCUUCCCCGGACAGGUUUGCUGUCUUCCUUCUCCUCCGAUUCCAAGAUUCCAGACCAAAAUUGAAAAAAAAAAAAUGGUUGACCUCACCCAGCUAAAGGAGAAUGAAGUAUUCAUGGCCUUUGCCUCCUAUGCAACAGUUAUUCUUUCAAAAAUGAUGUUAAUGAGUGUUAUAACUGCAUUCCAUAGAAUGUCAAGAAAGGUUUUUGCCAACCCAGAAGACUGCGCAUCCUUUGGCAAAGGAGAAAAUGCCAAGAAGUUUCUAAGGACAGACGACACAGUGGAACGUGUACGAAGAGCCCACCUGAAUGACCUUGAAAAUAUUGUGCCUUUUCUUGGUAUUGGCCUUCUGUAUUCCCUGAGUGAACCAGAUCUCUCUACAGCUCUCCUGCACUUCAGACUCUUUGUUGGAGCACGGAUCUUCCAUUCAAUUGCAUAUUUGACACCCCUUCCCCAGCCAAAUCGAGGUUUGGCUUUUUUUGUUGGAUAUGGAGUUACUUUGUCAAUGGCUUACAGUUUGCUGAAGAAUAAAUUGUACCUGUAA
Molecule: messenger RNA, 651 nt
Organism: Choloepus didactylus (southern two-toed sloth)
Lineage: Eukaryota; Metazoa; Chordata; Mammalia; Pilosa; Megalonychidae
Gene: MGST1
Product: microsomal glutathione S-transferase 1
Exons: 4
Coding region: 184-651 (155 amino acids)
Cellular component (GO): membrane; mitochondrion
Molecular function (GO): glutathione transferase activity
Source: RefSeq, a predicted model, not a curated record